Molecule: messenger RNA, 1059 nt
Organism: Eptesicus fuscus (big brown bat)
Lineage: Eukaryota; Metazoa; Chordata; Mammalia; Chiroptera; Vespertilionidae
Product: folate receptor beta-like
Exons: 5
Coding region: 166-930 (254 amino acids)
Biological process (GO): sperm-egg recognition; cell adhesion; fusion of sperm to egg plasma membrane involved in single fertilization
Cellular component (GO): external side of plasma membrane
Molecular function (GO): signaling receptor activity
Source: RefSeq, a predicted model, not a curated record
UAACCUCAGGGUACAUUCUGCAUAAGCACAUUCAGAGCUCUGCUUUGAGGAAAGAGACCACUGGGAAGUCCAGGGUCCUGGAGCUGAGGCCAGCCCUGAGAGAGGCCAGUCCGGACGCAGCAGUGUGCGCUCCCAGCAGCAAAGGAGGCUCAGGGACAGAAAGACAUGGCCUGGAAACGGAUGCCACCUCUGCUGCUGCUGGCCUGCUUGUCGGCCUCCGUGUGCAGUGCCAGAGACAGGACAGACCUGCUCAACGUCUGCAUGGACGCCAAGCACCACAAGACAAAGCCAGGCCCUGAGGACAAGCUGCAUGGCCAGUGCACUCCCUGGAGGAAGAAUGCCUGCUGCUCUGUCAGCACCAGCCAGGAGCUGCACAAGGACACCUCCCUCCUGUAUAACUUCAACUGGGACCACUGUGGCAAGAUGGAGCCCGCCUGCAAGCGCCACUUCAUCCAGGACAACUGUCUCUAUGAGUGCUCCCCCAACCUGGGGCCCUGGAUCCAGGAGGUGAACCAGAGCUGGCGCAGAGAGCGCUUCCUGAACGUGCCCCUGUGCAAAGAGGACUGUGAGAGCUGGUGGGAAGCCUGCCGCACCUCCUACACCUGCAAGAGUGACUGGCACAAGGGCUGGAACUGGACCUCAGGAUCUAACAAGUGUCCAUCUGGGGCCGUCUGUCGCACAUUCGAGUCCUACUUCCCCACUCCUGCAGCCAUGUGUGAGGGCCUCUGGAGUCACUCCUACCAGGCCAGCCAAUACAGCCGAGGGAGUGGCCGCUGCAUCCAGAUGUGGUUUGAGCCAGCCCAGGGCAACCCCAAUGAAGAGGUGGCGAGGUUCUAUGCCUUGGCCAUGGCUUCUAGGGCCAUGCUCCAUGGGACUGGGCCUCUCCUGCUCAGCCUGACUCUGAUGCUGCAACUCUGGCUCCUUGACUGAACAGCUUCCACUACUGAUACCUGGACCUUUUCCUUGCCUGCAGUCCAGCUCAGCUCUCUCAAUUAGCAGACCGCACAAUGCCCUGGUCCUUACGCUGUGACAGUCUAUUCAAAUAGAGAGAUCCGCAUG